Molecule: messenger RNA, 1122 nt
Organism: Homarus americanus (American lobster)
Lineage: Eukaryota; Metazoa; Arthropoda; Malacostraca; Decapoda; Nephropidae
Product: hornerin-like
Exons: 2
Coding region: 1-1122 (373 amino acids)
Source: RefSeq, a predicted model, not a curated record
AUGGUGGCACACGGCCCUCAUGGUGGCACACACGGCCUCAUGGUGGCACCUGGCCCUCAUGGUGGCAGGCCCUCAUGGUGGCACACGGCCUCAUGGUGGCACACGGCCCCUGGCAUGGUGGCACACGGCCCUUAUGGUGGCACACGCCCUUAUGGCCCUCAUGGUGGCACGGCCCUUAUGGUGGCACGGCCCCUCAUGGUGGCACCUGGCCCUCAUGGUGGCCACACAGCGGCACCUGGCAUGGUGGCACGGCCCUCAUGGUGGCACCUGGCCCUGGUGCACACGGCCCCAUGGUGGCACACGGCCCUCAUGGUGGCACAGCCCCUCAUGGCACCUGGCCCUCAUGGUGGCACACGGCCCUCAUGGUGGCACACGGCCCCUCAUGGUGGCACACGGCCCUCAUGGUGGCACACUGGUGGCACACUCAUGGUGGCACACGGCCCUCAUGGUGGCACCUGGCACACACGGCCCUGGUGGUGCACACGGCCCCUCAUGGUGGCACACCUGGCCCCUCAUGGUGGCACACGGCCCCUCAUGGUGGCACACGGCCCUCAUGGUGGCACACAGGCCCUCAUGGUGGCACACGGCCCUCAUGGUGGCACACGGCCCUCAUGGUGGCACACGGCCCUCAUGGUGGCACCUGGCCCCUCAUGGUGGCACGGCCCUCAUGGUGGCACACGGCCCUCAUGGUGGCACGGCCCUUAUGGUGGCACACGGCCCUCAUGGUGGCACACGGCCCUCAUGGUGGCACACGGCCCUUAUGGUGGCACUGGCCCUCAUGGUGGCACACGGCCCACUUAUGGUGGCACACGGCCCUCAUGGUGGCACACGGCCCUCAUGGUGGCACACGGCCCUCAUGGUGGGCACACGGCCUCGCACAGCCCCUCAUGGUGGCACGGCCCUCAUGGUGGCACAGGCCUCAUGGUGGCACCCCUCAUGGUGGCACACGGCGGUGGCACCUGGCAUGUGGCACACGGGCCUCAUGGUGGCACACGGCCCUCAUGGUGGCACCUGGCCCUCAUGGUGGCACACGGCCCUCAUGAACUGUGUAACCUCAUAAGACUGUGCAACCUCAUGAGACUGUGUAACCUCAUAAGACUGUGUAACCUCAUAAGACUAUAA